Molecule: messenger RNA, 2438 nt
Organism: Cylas formicarius (sweet potato weevil)
Lineage: Eukaryota; Metazoa; Arthropoda; Insecta; Coleoptera; Brentidae
Product: major facilitator superfamily domain-containing protein 6
Exons: 7
Coding region: 191-1939 (582 amino acids)
Cellular component (GO): membrane
Source: RefSeq, a predicted model, not a curated record
GUCAGUCAACGCCAGGAUCGCGAAGGAUGAGGUGUAGGUUGCCUUUGUCCUUUGCGUUAAACAUUCCUGGACAAACGGCAACGAAGGGGGGGUGAAGCGGCACCGCUCGGCGACGACACAAGUAUAAAUGAUAUUACGUGCGUACUUAAAGUAAGUCGAUCCUUAACCUCUGGCCCGCUUGGAAGACAGGAUGAGGCCCUCUUUCCACAUUAAUAAGGAGCUACUGCCCAUGAAGGGUCACUACUUUUUGUUUAAUGCAGGUACCGGUGCAAUCGUUCCGUACCUAUCCGUCUACGCCCGGUACCUGGGCUUUUCCAGCGUCAUAGUGGGCGUCAUCUACACAUUCCUGCCGAUAUGCGGCAUGAUUGCCAAGCCGGUAUUCGGCGCCAUUGCUGAUCGCUUCCACUGUCAAAAGAAGAUCUUUGCCGGCGCUCAGCUCGUCGCGGCCGCUUCGUUUAUCGCCAUUUUCCUCGUUCCGAACGUGCCGCUGGACAGGCAGGUCCGGUACUCGUGUAUCGACAGCGAAAGCGUGUUCAACAGCUUGCCUGACGUUACCAUAGAUGGCGACUUGUUCUACCAGAUACAGAAGAAGGAGCUGUUGGCCAAAUGUCAGCUGACCUGCCAAAUGAAUAGCUCGGAUUGGGAUAUCGUUUGCAAUGAUUGGAAACUGUCUCAAUAUUGCGACAAUUUUACUCGUACGGCGACGCUCACGAUCGUCGCGAACGUGCCGUUGGAUAAAAGCGAACUAUUCGAUGACGUAGCGAUAUUCAGGGCGCCCAACCUGACCCUAGACGAUGCCGACGUCAUACCCGUAUGUCCGAGCGACGGCAUUCGCAGCGUGUGCGACGUAGAUUGCAACGACGACACCGUCAAUCGAGUACUGACCAAGUCCGAAAUCAGCGACGCGGACGUGUACUCUCGGUACCAAUUUUGGUGUUUCCUUUUCUUUAUGGUCUCCGCCUGGGUAAGUCAGGCGUUAUGCGUCAGUAUCUCGGACGCCAUCUGCUUCGAAAUGCUAGGAAAUAAACACUCCCGGUACGGCUAUCAACGGCUAUUCGGGUCCCUCGGCUGGGGCAUCGUUUCGCUGUUGACCGGAAUCCUCAUUGACGUCACGAGCAGGAAUAAGCCGUACACCGAUUAUCUCCUGGCGUUUUACUUGGCUGCCGGGUUCCUAAUUUUAGAUUUUGUCGUCUCCUGCGUCCUCAAGUACGAGCAGACGAAACUGUCGACGAAUAUCCUGAAGGACGUCGGCAAACUCGUCCUGAACAUAAGGGUGGACGUGUACUUCCUGUGGUGCGUGUCGGUCGGCAUGUGUACCGGCAUUAUCUGGAACUUCCUGCUCUGGCUGGUAGAGGAUCUGGCGAAGGCGCGGGGCCAGGGCAACGUGAAAACGUUGCAGGGCAUCUUGAUGAGCGUGCAGUGUUUGGGCGGCGAGUUGCCCUUUUUCUUCCUAUCCGGCAAGAUCCUGAAGAAGAUCGGUCACGUGAACGCGAUGUCGCUCGUGCUCGUCGUCAUCGGACUCAGAUUCAUCGUCUACUCGGUCAUUCCUGACCCGUGGUGGUUUAUACCGGUUGAGUUCAGCAACGGCCUCACUUUCGGUUUGUUUUACGCAUGCAUGGCGUCGUACGCGAGCAUAGUGGCCCCGCCCGGUACCGAAGCCACGGUUCAGGGAUUGGUCGGGGCGAUAUUUGAGGGAGUGGGAGUGUCGUUGGGCAGCCUCUGCGCGGGAAUAUCCAUACGGACGUACUCGGUAGCGCUGACAUUCCGGUACUUCGGGUUCGGCGCGUUGGCGGCGGGCCUCUGCCACGUUCUGGCUCAGUGCGUCUUGAAAACACGAGCGGGCACGACGGCGUACUCGCUCCGGAAGAAUUCGCUGCAGAAGGUCCGGGCCGAGGAUCAGCAGGAGUUGACAUCAGUCGAGCCUUUCCUACCGACUUAGCAUUGAUUUAAAUUUAGAUAAAAAAAAAGAGCGGAACGUCUGAAACGCAAUAAACUUUACAACGACGGGAUUACAUUUAAUCCUAGAAUAAAAGAACGCAGUAAACUAAUAAACCUACUCGUUUGCAAGGUCAAUUACAAGUAUUUUUUUCAAGGCGCGCUCUCUCGGAAUGUUACCGAGAAGAAGAAUCUAUCCGUACUCGGUAAUGGGGACGGCGUUAAACGUCAUUCGUGCCGCGUUGCUUAACCUCAACAGAGCGUUCCACUUUUUUUUUUUAACUUGGUGAUUUCAAGCCACAGGGUGUUUAGUUUAACGUAGCUCGUAGUAUUUAUUGUGUUACGAAAAUUGGUGCUUAAAUUUAUUGUAACGGACGUGAAACGUCCGUUAUAUAGGUAUUUUAUAUUUAUAGCGUACUGUUACGCAAUGUCCUAAGUUAGCAUAGUCAUUUUUGGGGGUAUCAUAUUUUCCUUUUGGGCGUGUAAGUGAUUUUGUAAGUUUA